CCCGCGCACCGCCCGCUGCGUCCCUUUGCCUUGUGGAGGCCGUGGCGAGCGGAGCCGCCCGUGGGCUGCCCAGGCCCAGCGCUGCCGGUGUGCCCUCUUUCUCCCUGACCUUGCAGGAGCUAAAAAAAUGAGGACAAGGAAGCCUCCCUGCCCAGUAGAAAAAGUGUGGGUAGACAAGCACAAAUAUGAUGAAGCAGAGAGACUGCAUUACGAAAGAGAAGCGAUGCUGGCUGCUGCGGCCCCGGAGGAGUGCCAGGAGGUAGAGGCUGUAAACGGAGUCUGCAACGAUGACUCUGUUGAAAGUGAGUUCAAGGGAGACCUGAAGAGAGCAAGGAAUGGAAAGAAGCAGAGGAAACGGAAGCGUUCUCCGAAACCCAAAAACGCGGCCGCCAAGUUAGACUCUAUUCUGGCUGGUUUGGUAUCUGACCAUGUGUGGUUUGACAAGCCCCUCUAUGAUCACGCUGAGAAUGUGUACAGGAAAAGAAUGGUGGAUUGUCAGAACCAGGAGGCACCCGAGGCUCCACUAACUGCUGAGCAAUCCCCUUUAGCGGCCAGGUCAAAAGCUGUCCAAGAUGUCCCCAAGCCAAGGAUGCUUUCAGCAGCCCUGUCCUGCUCCCAUGGUAGUCUGUCCGCCUGUCACCACGUUGUUCAGGGCGUCUGGGUCAACAAGCUUGACUUUGAUAAGGCCGAGGAGGUGUUUAUUGAAAAAUCUCAGUUCUUUGUUCCUCCAAAUGUCCUAGCCAUCCCGUCUGUGCGGUCAAGUGCUGGCAACGUGGGGCUGAGGACGCCGGAUGAGGGCUACGUUACAGCCCUGCCUACUCCUGCUACGCCAAGCUUAGCUCCAGAUGUCGUCGCUGAUUCCGCUGCUUCCCUUGUUACCGGUUUGCUUGGCUCCGUACACCAGACAGUAAACGGUAAGCCGCAGAUUUCAAGCUUGCAGGCUCUCAUGUCGGAGGUGUGGUUAGAGAAACCCCUUUAUGAUGAUGCCGAGAAGAGCUUCUACGAGAACAUGUUUGACGGCCAUCCGUCGGGUAAAGUCAGACAGCAGCAACGCGGCGGCCCCGGAGCGUUGAAGACCCACCGUGCUGGGAAGCAAACGGCUGUCAGACACACGGAGAUGGCCACCGACUCUCCGCUUCCCAGCGACGCUGAGCAACCUCCGCCUACCUGCUUUUUUCUGCAUGAGGACAGUGAAACUGUGUGGCUUCAUAAGCCAACGUACGACAGUGCUGAGUCACGAUACUACGCAGCCGAGGCUCUGAAAAUGUCAGGAACGGGAGAGAGCACGGGGAUGCAGGAACCCGCAGUAGUAGAACCCUCCCAACCAGCUGCUUAUCCUCCGAGCGUACCUGCGCCAGAAACGAAAAAAAUGGCAGUUGACUACUUUCUCCAUGACAAGGUCUGGUUUGAGAAAUACAAGUAUGAUGAUGCUGAGAGAAGAUACUACGAGCAGAUGAACGGGCCUGUGGGCAGCUCUUCACACCAGCAGGAGAACGGAGCCAGCACGAUCCUACGCGACAUUGCCAGAGCCAGGGAGAAUAUCCAGAAAUCGCUGGCCGGAAGUGCAAGCACAACCUCUUCCGCGUCUGCCGGUGACCAGAAUGAACUCCUUUCCAGAAUUUCUCACCUGGAGGUAGAAAAUCAAAACCUUCGCAGUGUUGUUGCAGACCUUCAGAUGGCCAUCUUCAAGUUAGAAAGCCGCCUGAACGCUCUGGAAAAGUCAUCUACCUCCCACCAGCCCUCACCGGUUCCUCCAACCCAGAAAGUGGAACCGUUCAGCGUUCCCUCCAAGAAAGUGGAGCUCCCAUCUGCUUCACCGGCAAAGAAAGUUGAGCCAGCUGCCGCAGAGGAAGAUGACGAUGAUGACAUUGACCUUUUUGGUAGUGACGACGAAGAGGAAGACCAAGAGGCUGCCAAAGUCCGGGAGGAGAGACUGCGUCAGUAUGCAGAGAAGAAGGCCAAGAAACCGGGUCUCAUUGCCAAGUCUUCUAUCCUUCUGGAUGUGAAACCGUGGGACGAUGAGACCGACAUGGCGAAGAUGGAGGAGUGCGUCCGGUCCGUCCACCUGGAGGGGUUGGUGUGGGGAGCCUCCAAACUGGUCCCGGUAGGCUACGGCAUUAAGAAGCUCCAAAUCCAGUGCGUCGUGGAGGACGACAAAGUUGGGACGGACAUCCUGGAGGAGGAGAUCACCAAGUUUGAAGACUACGUGCAGAGCGUCGACAUCGCUGCUUUCAACAAGAUCUAGAAGCAAAA
Messenger RNA from Tyto alba (common barn owl), 2253 nucleotides. RefSeq names its product elongation factor 1-delta. Gene Ontology annotation, cellular component: cytosol; eukaryotic translation elongation factor 1 complex. NCBI's taxonomy places the organism in Eukaryota, Metazoa, Chordata, Aves, Strigiformes, Tytonidae. Gene Ontology annotation, biological process: translational elongation. The record is from RefSeq and is a predicted model, not a curated record. Gene Ontology annotation, molecular function: translation elongation factor activity; guanyl-nucleotide exchange factor activity. The coding region runs from base 128 to 2245 and encodes 705 amino acids. The transcript has 11 exons.